UAUAAUAAUAGUUAUUAUUUUUUAGUUAAAAGGUUAAAAACUUUGUUACUGAAAUGUUUGGUGGAGGAAAUAAUUUAGAGAAACAAUUAUUUAAUUUGAAAUUUGCUGCAAAAGAUCUUGAGCGUAGCUCUAAAAAAUGUGAAAAAGAAGAAAAAGCAGAGAAGUUGAAGUUGAAGAGAGCUAUACAAAAAGGGAACAUAGACGGAGCCCGCAUUCAUGCUGAGAAUGCAAUCAGACAAAAAAGCCAGGCACUUCAUUAUUUGAAACUAGGUUCGCGUGUGGAUGCUGUUGCACAAAGAGUUCAAACCGCUGUUACUAUGAAAAAGGUUACAGGUUCUAUGUCUAGCGUUGUGAAGUCAAUGGAUGUAGCACUUAAAAGUAUGGAUUUGGAAAAGGUUUCAGCAAUGAUGGACAAGUUUGAAAAACAAUUUGAACAACUUGAUGUUCAAACUCAAGUUAUGGAUGAAACUAUGAGUGCUGCAACAACGUUGUCUGUUCCUCAGGCUUCGGUGGACAGCUUGCUACAACAAGUUGCUGAGGAGCAUGGGUUGGAAGUGAAUCUAGAUCUACCACAAGGUCAAACUGGAUCUGUAGUUUCUGCUGCAGCAACUGAUGCCUCAUUAGAACAAGACGAACUUUCUGUAAGACUCGCAAAAUUGAGACAAUAGUUUUCUUUGUUGUCUUGUGGAUACAUAUAUAAACAUUUGUUUAAAGUUUUUAUUUAACGAACAUGCUUGAAAUAUUACUUCAGUCGUUUUUAGAAACUCGAAGUAGUUUAGAAAAGUUUUAAGAGCUGUAGGUGUCAAAAUGAUGUUGGAUUCUACCUAAAAAAAUUUUUUUUAAUCAUUUUUUAUGUUUA
Molecule: messenger RNA, 859 nt
Organism: Hydra vulgaris (swiftwater hydra)
Lineage: Eukaryota; Metazoa; Cnidaria; Hydrozoa; Anthoathecata; Hydridae
Product: charged multivesicular body protein 1B1
Biological process (GO): endosome transport via multivesicular body sorting pathway; protein transport; late endosome to vacuole transport
Cellular component (GO): multivesicular body; ESCRT III complex
Source: RefSeq, a predicted model, not a curated record